This is a messenger RNA of Prorocentrum cordatum, 985 nucleotides long. Lineage: Eukaryota; Dinophyceae; Prorocentrales; Prorocentraceae. The record is from the annotation of a GenBank genome assembly.
GGACAACACCUUCCGUCGCGGUCUUUUUACAACGCGGGGGCGGGCCUGGGUUCCUUUCUCGCAGGCUCUGGGAAGCCUCAUCUGGGAGGCCUCUGCGAGAGCCGCUCGGCCCUGCCUGCCGGCCGCCAUGGGCAUCGAGCGCCUGCUGGCCUCGUCGGAGAAGGAGUGGAUACACAAGUCUGUCGACUACAUCUCGGAGAGCAUCCUGAGGUUCCAGCAGACGCACCCUGGGAGCUUUGUGCUGGGGCUGCACGGGCCCAAUGGGCGGGCGCGCCGCCUGCGCAUGACCGAGCUGGUGUGCGCGCUGGCGGGCCGGCCCGACAUACAUCGACUGGAGGCGCGUGCAAAUUUUCCUUGUGGACGAGCGGUACGGGUUCCAGUCCGAAGAGGACAGCAACGCCGCCCUCGUGCGGAACGCCCUGGUGGAAGUGCUCGGCAAGCUCGGCACGCCGGUGCCGCCGGCCCUGCUGUUGGUGCCGAACACGGAGCUGGCGCCCGUGAGGGCGUGCGCCAAGGACUACCGGGAGCGGCUCCUCGCCAUGCUGGAGCGCGAGGCCGGUCCACAUCUCCCGAUCGUCACCCUGGACCUGGGCCCAGACAUGAGCGUCGCCAGCGUGUUCCCCGAGUGGUACCAGGGCGCGCCUCAGCGGUGGAGCGCCGCCAGCGCCAAGGAGAUGGGGGUCGUCUGCACGCAGACGACGAUCUUCGAGGUGAAGCAGCGGAUCAGCGUGAACCUGCGGGUGAUCCGCAAUGCCGAGCACAUCAUGCUGUUCCUGCAGCAGGGCGCGGAGGACGCCUGGAAUCGGGUGAAGCAGACCUUCGACGAGUUGAGAUUCGGCCAGAGGACCGCCAAGAGGGCCAAGGUGGUGGAGCCCACAGGCGUGAUGAUGACAGCGGAGGGCGUGUUGAUGGUCCAGGCCACCAAGGGCGGGAAGGCGGCGAAGCCUGCUCCAGCGUCGCCUCUGGACUACGUUCUCAAGUAUAG